UUCCGGUCAUGCCCCCGAGCUACAGUUAUACUGAUAAUUAUAAGCCUCAAGCUGCAGCCCAUUUCCAUGCUAAUACAACUGGUUCAUGGUCUACUGGCCUUUGUGACUGCUUUUCCGACGUCCCAAAUUGUUGCAUGACAUGCUGGUGUCCGUGCAUAACCUUUGGACAAAUUGCAGAAAUUGUAGAUGAAGGGUCAACUUCCUGUGGAGCAAGUGGGGCACUUUAUGGCUUAUUAGCCUAUUUUACUGGCUGUGCAUGCAUAUAUUCUUGCUUCUACCGUACCAAACUGAGGCAGCAAUACAUGUUACCUGAAAGCCCUUGUGGGGAUUGCCUAGUCCAUUUUUGUUGUGAUUCUUGUGCCUUGUGUCAAGAGUAUCGUGAGCUCAAAAAUCGUGGAUUCGACAUGUCAAUUGGUUGGCAAGGAAAUGUGGCGAAGCAAAAUGGUGGAGUGACAAGUGCACCAAAUUUUCAAGGAGGAAUGAACCGAUAGGGACA
This is a messenger RNA of Coffea eugenioides, 496 nucleotides long. RefSeq names its product protein PLANT CADMIUM RESISTANCE 2-like. The coding region runs from base 9 to 491 and encodes 160 amino acids. The transcript has 4 exons. Lineage: Eukaryota; Viridiplantae; Streptophyta; Magnoliopsida; Gentianales; Rubiaceae. The record is from RefSeq and is a predicted model, not a curated record.